AGCUGUCAAACGAUAGCAUUAAACGUUGUUGGUCAAUUGGAUUUAUUUUUUGUACAAAGUUUGUAGUUUUUUAAGGUUUAAAACAAAUUAAAGAAGCUAAAACCAAUCAAUUUUAUUGGAGAUUGCAUUAAAGAAAAUCACCAUGCCUUCAAUAGAAGCUGAGACGACUGUUGAAAACAAUCAACAGUCGAAACCAAUGUCCGGACCAAUCAUUGGCAUUAUAUACCCUCCUCCAGAGGUUAGAAAUAUUGUGGAUAAAACUGCAAGUUUUGUAGCUCGUAAUGGUCCAGAGUUUGAGGCUCGUAUCAGGCAAAAUGAAUUGGGUAAUCCCAAAUUUAAUUUCUUAAGUUCUGGAGACCCCUAUCAUGCAUACUAUAGGCAUAAAGUAACAGAGUUUAGAGAAGGCAAAGAUGCUUCAGCUCCAAGCGUUUUGACGGGACUUAAACAAUUAUCAGUUACCAGUGCCGCUCAACAGAAGCAGCAGGAACUUUUGAAACAAGUUGCUGAACAACAAUUUGUUCCUAAAGAUCCUCCUCCGGAAUUUGAAUUCAUAGCAGAUCCACCAUCUAUAUCGGCAUUGGAUUUAGAUAUUGUGAAGUUAACCGCUCAAUUCGUGGCCCGUAAUGGACGUCAAUUCUUGACAAAUCUUAUGAAUCGUGAACAGCGUAAUUUUCAAUUUGAUUUUCUACGACCUCAGCAUUCGCUGUUUCAAUACUUCACUAAACUCUUGGAACAGUAUACGAAAAUAUUGAUACCACCCAAGGAUUUGUUGGGUAAGCUGCGUGCAGAAAGUGGCAAUAAUCGUGUCUCUAUGAAUAUCGUUUUGGACCAGGUGAAAUAUCGUGCAAAUUGGCAAAGGCAUCAGGAGGCACAAAGGCGCAGGGAAGAAGAAAAAGUCGAAAAGGAAAGGGUGGCCUAUGCUCAAAUUGAUUGGCAUGAUUUUGUAGUCGUGGAGACAGUUGACUAUCAGCCCUUUGAGACGGGUAAUUUUCCACCACCCACAACCCCCGAGGAAGUGGGUGCACGUGUCUUAAUGGAGGAACGUUUACAAGAGGAAGAUGGUGACAUUGAAAUGCAAAUUGAAUCAGAUGAAGAGGACAGUGAUGAUGCUCCUGCUAGUGGUGGCGCUGUAAAGCUCUCUCAAAUGGAAAAUCGUAUUGGCAUUCACAUGAAAGAUGUUACAUAUCAAAGUCAAGCCUCCAAAAAGGACAAUACUCAAGUGCAAGAUAUGGACGAGGCAUCUAGUGAUGAAGAAUCUCCUUCAACUGGUAAAAUGCAACCACCGGUGGCACCUCUUAUGCCACCCACACACGAUAAGGUGGUGGUUAAGAAAUACGAUCCUAAAGCUGCCCAAACUAAACCAGCUAAGCCGGCAACAACUGAUGAGUUUCUUAUCUCGCCCAUUACUGGUGAAAAGAUUCCAGCCUCUAAGGUUGCUGAGCAUAUGCGCAUUGGUCUUUUGGAUCCACGUUGGGUGGAACAACGUGAUAAGCAUACAGUGGAGAAAAUCAAUCAAGAAAAUGUCUAUGCCGCUGGUACUGCCAUUGAAGCCAGUCUUAAGCAAUUGGCUGAACGUCGUACAGAUAUUUUCGGUGUGGGUGAUGAGGAGACAGUAAUUGGUAAGAAAUUGGGCGAAGAGGAGACCAAAAAGGAUGACCGUGUCACUUGGGAUGGUCAUACAUCUAGUGUGGAAGCUGCCACUAGAGCAGCUCGAGCCAAUAUAACUCUGGAAGAUCAAAUACAUCAAAUUCAUAAAGUUAAGGGCCUAUUGCCAGAUGAAGAAAAAGAAAAAAUCGGUCCCAAACCUGUGGGCAACAAAUCAGGUGGGCAGCAUCAAAAUCCAGCUAAGUCUGCGCAUGUUCCUCAACAACAGCAACAUCAGCAUCAAACGCAUCAUCAGCAGCCGCAUCCACCACAAAGUCAGCAGCAAUCACAUCAACCGCCGCAUAGCAUGCCGGCUCAGCCGCCAGUUAUGAUGAUGCAAAUGCGUCCACCACCAAUGAUGCCACCACCAUUCCCUGUGCCUGGCUAUAUGGCAUCAAUACCAACUGCAGGUCCUCCACAAAUUACACCAGCUCCUGCUGUUUUAGAUCAGGCCAUUAUACCCUUGCCACAGACCAUAGCAAUAGAUGAUGAACCACCAAGUAAGAAAUUGCGUUCAGAAGACAACUUAGUACCAGAAGCUGAAUUCAUAGCUAUGCAUAAGAGCCCAAUUACUAUACAAGUGCAAAUUCCCAAUGUUAUUGAAAAAUCUGAAUGGAAGCUGAAUGGCCAAACAAUUGCUGUAUCUUUGGCCCUAACCGAUGCUGUAACUUUAUUGAAAGGAAAAAUACAGGAAGAGACUGGUAUGCCACCAGCUAAACAGAAAAUUUCAUAUGAGGGUAUGUUCUUUAAGGACAGCAACACCAUGGCAUUCUACAAUCUGCUGAGUGGAGCCACCGUUCAUUUGCAAAUUAAGGAACGUGGUGGACGUAAAAAAUAAGCUGAAGUGUUCGUCAAUGCAACCUCACCAUAUUUAUACUUCUUUUUAAUUGAAAUAUUUACUACACUUAAGGAAGGUCAGUUAUUGUAGCGGAAAACAAUACCCCAAUACACAAAUCGAGAAUAAUGAGGACAACCAA
Molecule: messenger RNA, 2621 nt
Organism: Stomoxys calcitrans (stable fly)
Lineage: Eukaryota; Metazoa; Arthropoda; Insecta; Diptera; Muscidae
Gene: Sf3a1
Product: splicing factor 3A subunit 1
Exons: 9
Coding region: 143-2482 (779 amino acids)
Biological process (GO): regulation of alternative mRNA splicing, via spliceosome; mRNA cis splicing, via spliceosome
Cellular component (GO): U2 snRNP; U2-type prespliceosome; catalytic step 2 spliceosome
Molecular function (GO): RNA binding; protein binding
Source: RefSeq, a predicted model, not a curated record